Molecule: messenger RNA, 1044 nt
Organism: Leptopilina boulardi
Lineage: Eukaryota; Metazoa; Arthropoda; Insecta; Hymenoptera; Figitidae
Product: cysteine-rich hydrophobic domain-containing protein 2
Exons: 4
Coding region: 257-757 (166 amino acids)
Source: RefSeq, a predicted model, not a curated record
UACUAUGUACGGACCUUGGCAGACAAAUGACAGGACCAUGAAUGAAGCUAGGAAAGAAAUGUUAAUGCAGAACCUUUUGUAUUUUAUUUUAACUAUUUAUUAACUUCUGCAGUUUGAAUUGAUCUCGUCAAGAGGCCAUUUGAAUAAAACAAACAAUUAAUCUCGUAUUAAGAUCUGAAAAUGAUACAAUAAAUUAAAAUUUAAAGGAAGUCAGUGUUCUUUUCUAUUGUUUUUGACUAUCAAAUCACCUUUUAUUAUGGCUGAUUUUGAUGCUAUUUACGAAGAAGAGGAGGAAGUAAAUGAACAAAAUCUCGAGGAUCACUAUAAUAUUAUGAUACCGGAUCCUAUUGUAGUUCGAGGUGGAGGAAAUAUGACAGUGUUUGGCCUCAGUAAUCGAUUUGAGUCAGAAUUUCCAAAUGGGUUGGUGUCACGUGUUGCACCUGAAGAAUUCAAAGCAACUGUAAUGAGAGUUAAUAACGUUCUUAAAAAAACUCUUCCCGUCAAUGUCAAGUGGCUAUUUUGUGGUUGCGUUUGUUGUUGCUGCACUUUAGGAUGCUCUUUGUGGCCUGUCAUAUGUCUUAGCAAAAGGACUCAACAUUCUAUUAACAAAUUACUGGAAUGGGAGAAUAGCAGACUUUAUCACAAAUUAGGUUUACAUUGGAGAUUAUCAAAGCAAAGGUGCGAUAGCUCUUCUAUGAUGGAAUAUGUUCUUCUAAUAGAAUUUAUUCCUAAAAUUCCGCUUUAUAGACCAGACUAAGGAAUGCAACUCUAGAAUAAUUUGAGCUUUAAAUUUAAGAUUUAAUACAAUAGUGAAUUUUUGAAUGUAAUAUUAAAAUUUGUAAAAAUGUGUCUUUUUUGUAAAUAUCAUGUAUAAAAUUAUGUAGGAUAAUAAUUUAGAAAUGCAAUUUAUAUGCAAUGAAAGAACAGGAUUGCAAUAAUUGCAUCACACCGUACUCUAUCAGGUUUAUAUUAUGUGAACAUUGAUUUAUAAAAGGAUGUGACGAAGAAAAGUAGAUUUUUAUAAAUUAACUUUUAGAAUUAGAA